UUAUUGUCACGCAUUAGCAAAAACCAACCAAAAAAUUACAAUUCAAAUCACCACAAACAUCAACAUUCACAAGUAACCGUAUGGAGGACGUCACAUUCUGCUUGUAGACGAAGUGCGCUCUGCGGAUCCGUGUCAGAACUGACAAGAAGGCCGGAUCGACUCACAAGGUCUAAGGGGAAGUGCUGCCUGCAGUCGUCUCCGGGAAGGAUACCCGUUCGCCGAGUCGGAAAGUUCUCAGGGGAAGGUAGCUGUUUUUCGUUUCGGCACUUCCUGAGGGAGUCAGAUACCCCUCGUCAGCCUCAGCAGGGAGAAGGUCUACCGCCGGGUACACCGCCACCAUCGCCGCGACUCGACAUGGCCUCGGCGUUGCCGGAUUUUGUUCAAGACCACCUUGUAAUGGAGCAGAGCUACCUCGGCUCUCCUUCUGGGAGUGGAGCCUUCCGGCUUGAAAACAUCCCGCAGCACCUUGCGGCAUUACAAAGGGAUGGCGAUUUUCCAGUCCGGGGCGACAUCCCCUUUGACCUCAUGGCUUCCAACAACCCUCAACGACAGCAGGGUUCUGAUGCUUCGGGCAGUAUCACUUCCAAUGGAGCAUCUGACAUACAAUCAUCUAGCAAACGGCUUCCUGAUUUCCUCAGCGAUGGUCCUAUCAGGCGUGAGACCCCGCAGCAGGCGAAUCCACUCCAGAUUGAAAACGAAAGGCUGCAAGAGGAAAAUGAAAGGAUGCGCCUUGAGCUCGAGAUGCUCAGGCAACAGCUCAGCCAACAAGUUCAGAGAAACGAAUCUCUGGAAGUUGAACUGAACAGGCAGAUGAGUCGAGAAAGGUCAAACCCGACUUUACACAAUAAUGAAAAACUUGAAGACGAAUUAUUCAAGAUGACAAAACGAGCUAUGGCUGCAGAGAACAGGGCUGCAAAGCUGAAAGAAUACGUUGAUUCGUUGUCGCAGGCACAGUGCGGCUCGAUGGGAGCGGCUUCGACAUCGGCGCAUCAGACUCAGAGCGAGCGUCUCGCCAGCCAGCUCCGUAACGCGGCCAACACGGCCGAAGUGUCGCUUCGCCAGCUGCUCAACGGCGUCGAGAACCUCCGCUACCUCGCCAACACGCUCGAGCCAGUCCAUCCGGCCAAGGUCGUUGCGUCCGACAGCGACGAAGACUACGACACCGAAAUGACAGACUCGAAUCGGCCAGGAGGGAGCUAUCGAUGAUGUCUAGAGGAUACUGUGUUGUGCCCAGAUAGACUGAUGUACAGAAAUACCAAUAAACGGAAACGAAAAAAACAAAAAAAUUGUAUAAAGUGAAUAUCCCGAUGUAAUUAUCAUGGAGUCGACCCUUGUAAUAUAGUGUUUUUAAUUCACUUAUAUAUAUAAAAAAAA
Messenger RNA from Cimex lectularius (bed bug), 1374 nucleotides. RefSeq lists its product as uncharacterized. Gene Ontology annotation, biological process: positive regulation of protein localization to cilium; positive regulation of cilium assembly; regulation of cytokinesis. Gene Ontology annotation, cellular component: recycling endosome; early endosome; centrosome. The record is from RefSeq and is a predicted model, not a curated record. NCBI's taxonomy places the organism in Eukaryota, Metazoa, Arthropoda, Insecta, Hemiptera, Cimicidae. The transcript is spliced from 9 exons. The annotation marks the transcript as partial.